Messenger RNA from Phaeoacremonium minimum UCRPA7, 1323 nucleotides. Its product is annotated as putative fructosyl amino acid oxidase protein. The record is from RefSeq and is a predicted model, not a curated record. Lineage: Eukaryota; Fungi; Ascomycota; Sordariomycetes; Togniniales; Togniniaceae. Gene Ontology annotation, molecular function: sarcosine oxidase activity; saccharopine oxidase activity; flavin adenine dinucleotide binding. The transcript is spliced from 2 exons. The coding region runs from base 1 to 1323 and encodes 440 amino acids.
AUGGCUGCAUCCAAAGGCAGCCAAAAUGCUGCCUCAUCCCUUGCUGGGAAAUCCAUUCUUUUCGUUGGCGGAGGCACGUUUGGAGUCUCUGCAGCCUAUCAUUUGGCUGACAGGCUUGAUCUGGCUGCAUCGAAAACAACAAUUACCAUAGUAGACCGCUUCGAGAGCCCUUCGCCAAUCGCAGCAUCCACUGAUCUCAACAAGAUCGUCCGCAGCGACUACUCGGAGCCCAUGUACGCUCGACUCGGUGUUGAGGCAAUGAAUGAGUGGAAGAAGAAAACGGGCAUGUUCGCUGGCAUGUUCAAGCAAACGGGCUGGUUCCUCGCUGCGCAGAACGUCAGCAUUCCGUUUAUUGAGACGUCCGUGGCGAAUCAGGAAAAACUUGGUAUAAAAGGCGUGAAGAAGGUCACGCCGGAAGAAGCCCGCAAAAUCAGUCCAUCUUUCACGGGGUCUAUGGAGGACUGGCAGAUAUGGUGGAAUCCUUGGGCAGGCUGGACUACCAGCGGCGACGCGCUCGCCGCCAUGACCACCGCAGCGAAGCAGCUCGGUGUCAAGUAUGUCUCUGGGGACGACGGCUGGAUCAAGAAGCUCCUGUACGCUCCGGAUGGGACAUGUAUCGGUGCGGAGGCAGCCAGCGGUGCGCGGCACUAUGCGGACAAGGUCGUUGUGAGCGCUGGCGCGACAUCAGCAAGUCUGCUAGACUUUGAGGGCCAGCUCCAAGCCAAGGGCCACGUGGUGGGCCAUAUUCAGUUGAGUCCUCAAGAGGCGGAGAAGUAUGCGAGCCUCAAGAUAGUAGAUCAUUUUGAGCAGGGCAUUCUCUUCCCGCCCAAUCGUGAUGGCAUUAUCAAAGUUGCCACAGUCAAUUUUGUCACCAACGUUGAGGAUCCGGAGAAGCCAGGGCUUAGCCUACCGCGCUUCCGACAGGACAACCCCCGAGACGAUGUGCCCAGGAAAAUUGAGGGAGAAAUUAGGGCGUGGAUGCGCGAGUUUGUACCAAGUUUGGCUGACAAGCCCUGGUCAGAGACCAGGAUAUGCUGGGACACGGAUACUCAAGACCUUCAUUUCCUCAUUGACAAGCAUCCCAAGCACAAAGGGCUCUAUCUUGCUACUGGAGGUUCAGCACAUGGCUUCAAAUUUCUGCCCAUCAUUGGCAAGUAUGUCGCCGAUAUGUUAGAGUCAAAGCUGGAUCCAUCACUUGCAGAAACCUGGGCAUGGAGGCCUGGAUGGCAACGCAAAAGCCAUGGGCCGGAUCCUCACCCUUACCCCACACGAGAUCUAGCCGAGUUUGAGGAUUUCAAGCCGAUGAGAGCAUCGAAGCUAUAG